Moneuplotes crassus is the source of this 1885-nucleotide messenger RNA. Lineage: Eukaryota; Ciliophora; Spirotrichea; Euplotida; Euplotidae. The record is from the annotation of a GenBank genome assembly.
UAACUUUUGUUUUCUGUAAUUUUCACAAAUGGAAGAUAGUACCAGCUCACCAAAAUUUAAGGUAGUAAUGGGGUCAGGUCCGUCCCAGACAAUAAAAAGAUUGAACAAAUCGCCUGAAAAUUAUGAACAGUUGACUAAAAUGAUCAAAUCAAAACUCAGCGAACGCCUGUUCAAUAAUCACCCAUUCUAUAUUUAUUACGAAAAUAUUUCAAAUGAAAUGAUUAAAAUAGAAGAUGAUAUAGACUUAGAAUGAGCCAUUGACUCUUGAACAGGUAAAGAGAAACACUCAAUCAAGUUACACAUAUACCUUGAACCAAUAGAAAAUAGCAAAGAGCAAAGUGAUUACAAGUCUACUGACCCUGAUAGACCAAGUGAUGAUAAUUACAGUGACUUUUGAGAAAGUGAAGAAAUAAAAAGGAUAUUGCAAGACCAUCCUUUUAGACCUGGAGAGCUACAGCAAAUUGGCCAAUUAUAUAAAGAUUCUAUAGCUCGAGCUAGAGAAGAACUAACACGGCUUCAAAAUCAGCAGCAAAUUCAUCUUCAAGAAAACUCUGAUCAAAAUGAAAAAGGUCAGCCAGACCCAUUAUCCCUUCUGGUAAAAGAUACUGAGAGUGAUUUCAGUUCAUCUUCUCUCUAUGAAGAGAGUGAAGAAUCUGAAGAGGAUUCUGAUAUAAAAGAUAUUGAGAAUCAUAAUCCUUCUUUCUUACAGUACUCAAACGAAGAGGAGAAGCUAAAGUUUGAACCAAAACCUGUCCAAAACGAAGGAGUUUUAUCAGAAAUUCCCCAGCAAAGCCCUCAAAAAUUGCCAGAGUCUGUAAAUCCAGAGGGGAGGCACUCUGUAAAACAAAUGGACGAGUUGAAUGAGUUACAGCAAGAAUUCUCAGACAUUAAAAUUUCCCAUAUAAGUCCAGACCCACCUGGUCAGAAGAAGCCAAAGCUUUGCUGAGAAAGGCUCUCUUUCAAUGCAAAAGAUGGGAUUAUCAAGAGGAACUCUGAAUCUGAAUCCGAAGACUUUCAAUCUGACAAAAAUGGAUUUAGUUGCCAUAGUCAGAGAUUUAAAGGCAAUGAAAUGUACCAGCAUGAAGUGAACAGUGAAAUGCCAGAAUGAGUGUUUAGAAAUUCUUCAUUAUCAGACCCAAGCAAGCUUGAAGAGGAAAAGAGCGUAGCAAUGAGUAAACAGAUGGACGUUCAAUACGAUGUUUAUGAAAGUGUGUUUGCACGAAGAAUAUGUAAACUAGCCACAGAAGAACUCCCACGCAUGUCUCCAUUAAAAACUUUUGGGUCCUUCCUCAAGACUUCCUUUGUCGGAAUGGAUGAAGAAGAAGCAGACCAGCUCCUUCGUGUUGACGAAGAAAUUAUUGAAUAUAGUAAUGAGGACAUCAUAAGUGUUAAGCCUGGCAGUGUUGUGAGAAAGUGCUGGAGAGUCAAAAAUAUCGGAACAAGACAAUGGCCACAAGAUACCAGACUUGUGUCUGUCACAGAUAAUCUCUUCUUCAUUGGACCUCAAAUUCAUCAGUUCCUCAAACCUGGGGAGAUGAUGGAUCUCGGUAUUAAUAUCUAUAUCAAUCCUCAAGAAGAUGGUGAUAAUAAUAUCCAGGAGUAUAUCGUAAGGCUGUACUCUAAGCAAUACAAAUGAUUCGGACAACCAAUGAUCGCCACUUGUCACAUAGAUACUAAUUUAUAUAACGAAUCUCUCAAAAACCAGAACGAAGAAGAUUUGAAAUUCAUAAGAGUAGUUUCUGAAGGGAAAUUGGUUGAAAACUACGAAAUUGCAAGGAAGAUCAGCAUCAACGAAGGCGAUCCUUUUGAGGCUACAGUGUUUAACCUAUGCCAAGGCGAUAACUAUAAACAUCUUAAUUGCUAAUCAUCAUUGCUCUCAAAAAUU